Caenorhabditis sp. 36 PRJEB53466 is the source of this 2514-nucleotide messenger RNA. The record is from the annotation of a GenBank genome assembly. Lineage: Eukaryota; Metazoa; Nematoda; Chromadorea; Rhabditida; Rhabditidae.
AUGGAUGAGAUGAAAGCAGAUUUCUCCGAAAACGACAACGCGUUCUUUCUCUGUUCCAUGUCGCUGAUCAUUUUCCGUAAGUCUGAGCGAUGACUGGUUCCGUGACCUUCAUCGUUCUUAUUUCAGUGAUGCAAUGUGGUUUCGCUUUUCUGGAAGCAGGUGCAGUACGUAGUAAAAACACUACAAAUAUCUUGAUUAAAAAUUUAUUAGAUUCAUGUAAGUCUGAAAGGUGAAAAGCUCGUUGACUGAAACGCUGUUCAGGCAUUGCGAUCGUUGGAUAUUGGGCUUUGGGCUGGGCGUUUGCGUUCGGGGACUGUCCGAAUGAUAUCAUCGGUCUGUUCAUCGGAUACUCACAAUUCUUUUUGGCCAACUUCACCAAUUACCCAAAGUGAGCAAGCCUGCAAUCCUGCAAACCUUUCACUUCGAUCACCUGAAAAACAUGAUCUCUGUUUGAAGUCAGUUGGUAUGCAAUCCAAAGUUCAAUGAUUAUUACUCUCAAAAUCGAACACAAACUUAUGAAUAUUGCUUCUGCGAACGAAAUCAAAAGUUCACAGAACAAAAUCAUUAUGGUGGCGACUCGUACUGUAAAAAACAAACAAAACACGUUAUCAUAAUUCUGCUAGCUUCUCUUCUCGGCGACCUGAUAAUUUAAGCCUAUAAGCCGAUUGGAAUGAUUUCUCAAAAACCAAAAUAUUAAAACAUCAGAUUCUUCUUCCAAUACGUCUUUGCCGCCACGUCAGCAACAAUCGUGUCUGGAGCUGUCGCCGAGCGUUGUGAAUUCGCCAAUUACAUCACUUACUGUACAGUAAUCUCAAGUGAGGUCUAGAAGCGCUAGACGUCUAUUCUUUUUCUAUCGUUCAGCAUUCGUCUACCCUAUUCUGACUCACUGGGGGUGGCAUCCCAAGGGAUGGAUGGCGCAGGGCAUCACAGCUGGGGUUAUCAAUACACGCUAUGAUGUAUGGCAAGAAACAAAACUAUGGUAUAUGUAUGGAGCGUGAUGUUUUUUAGGACUUUGCUGGCUCCGGCGUCGUUCAUCUUUGCGGUGGAUCCAUUUCUUUCCUGGCCGCCUACAUAAUGGGCCCCCGAAUUGGAAGAUUCCCGGACGACAAAGAUGAAGAGUCUGAUGAAAUUCUUGGUCACUCUGUUCCAGUGAGUUACGGAGAAUUGAUAAAUCGGACAGUUAUUAAUUUAUCAACGCGGGAAAGUGAUGAUGAUAACAAACUCUUAAAAUGCACCGUUUAUAUAAUCGUUUGGUCUUCAGAUAGUUUGAUUUAGAAGAGGAAAUACAUUGAUAACGAAUUAUGAAUAAGUGGAUCAAUUCUUUCAGUUCGCAGCAUUGGGAGGUUUCAUCCUCAUGUUCGGAUUCCUCGCCUUCAACGGAGGAUCAAUGGCAGACAUCGUGAAGCCAGGAGAGGGACACAUUGUCGCAUUGGCCAUGGUUAACACUAUCCUCAGUGGUGCUUUUGCUGCUCUCAGUUACCUCAUUGCUCAUUUUUUGUAUCAUGGAAAAUGGACUCUGCUCCUGACCAUCAACGCGUGUCUCGCUGGAAUGGUUUCCUCGUGUGCUGGCUGUAACAAGAUGGAACCAUGGGCAUGCAUUUUUGUUGGAGUUGGAGCCGGACUCAUUUAUUUGACGUUGAGCAGGUCUAUGAUUAAGUGAGAAACUAAACAUUCUUUUUUUUUCUGAAAUAAUAUCAUUUUUCACUUCAGAUUGAAAAUCGAUGAUCCUCUCGACGCAUUCGCAGUUCAUGCCGGUGGCGGUCUCUGGGGAUUGACCUCCGUUGCGAUCAUUGGUCACGAUGGUGUAGUUUACGCAAUUGCCAACACUAUCGGAGGAGCGAACAAUGGAGGCGAUCAAAUUUCACAAGCAUUUGCGGUAAAUUAAUGGAAUCUUCAAACUACAAUGAAAACAGUUGAAAUUUCAGCAACUCGGUUGGCAAUGGGUGUGCGCUAUUGCCAUUGUUGCUUGGUCUUUUCUGUGGAUGUGGCCAAUCUUCGGCGUUUUGAAGAAGAUCGGAAAACUGAGAGUCAGCGCUGAAGUUGAAAUCAAUGGUUUGGAUAUAUACAAGCACGGGGAAUCAGCAUACCCACUUCACGCGUAUGGCCACGGAUGGCAUGAUUUUGAGAAGGCGCCAAGCACAAGCGGUCAUCACAGCAAACAUCUUCCAGUCGGCAGAAAGAACCGAAUCAUGAGUGUUCAUCCUGAGAGUGAGUUGUUUUAAUGAAGAUUCACGGAAUUAUGUUGAUAUUUCAGUGUCAUUGGAACAGUUGGCAUCGGUUUACGAGAGAAGUGGAAGUGUGACAGAGUCCGAUCAGCCAAAGAGACUGUUCCUGAAUCAAAUGGAGAGAAGAAAAUCGCGGAUGAUAGAGGCUAAUGCCCUUAAUAAUCUCUAUUUGAAUGAUGAUGAAGUGCCGGCGCGCGAGAGCACAACUUCAAAAAUUGUCAGUCUCCAAGUCCCGACGAUCGUGGAAUCUCCUGAGGAAGAUACAACAGCUGGAAACAGUUGGACUUGA